GAGUGUCCGUUCUGUGACGGAGCAACGAUUGUGACGAGCUGGAUGUUAUUAAUAGUAUCUCAGUCACGGAUUCUUAACUUUUGUUCAUGAUCACCCAGAUUGCACACGCAGUAGCGAAGGAAGACGUCAAACGUUGAAAGGAAAAAGGUUGUGUCAGUAAUGAUGGAAUCAUUUGCACAGAUCAGAUUUCAAGCUGGUCCGUAUGUGCCUGUUAUUUUGGUUUUGCUUGUUGACUUUUCCUGUUCGAGUGAGUUCCGUGAGGACCUUUUCACAUCAAUGCCCGGAUGUUCCGAAGGUGUCAUUCUUCCAGUGACUCCUGUCAACUCUGAUGUUGUGGAAUCUCAAGGUCAGUGUUUGGCAAGCUGUCUUGGAGAUUCCAGCUGUAUGUCCGUCAACCUCUGUGAUGAUCCCCAGAGUGGACAGGUGUGUCACAAACUACCUGACACAUCAAACGGGUCGUGUUCUGAUCUGGAGGCAGCCGCUGGUUGUGUCUUUCUGGAGCCGGUGAAUGUGUGCCAACAUGGAGGAACGUACAACGACGCCGUGUCCAGGUGUGACUGUUAUGAUGACUUCACGGGACCCUACUGUGAGAGGCGGUACAGAGACUGUUCUGAGGCCUUCAACGAUGGAAUGAGAGGGGGAACGUCCAACUAUCGAAUCAUCAGUAUCCAGCCUCUUAACGCUCCGAGGGAGUACGAGGUGCAAUGUUUACUUGGCUUCGGAGGGUGGACGGUGGUCGAAGAACGAGGAUCUGGCUGCCAGAACGACUACAACAAGACAUGGGCUGAAUACAAGGCUGGAUGGACCACGCCAUGCAACAGAUGGCUCGGACUUGAAGCUCUACACUUCAUCUCAAACCAACGUACAACAACCUUCGAUAUAUACGUGCGUGGAACUGGUUCAUUAAGUGGACAAUACUACUACACUAAUUUCAAGAUUGGCGAUGAAGCCAGUGGGUACACUCUCACAUACACUGGUAACUAUAAGCAUCCUUCUAAAGCAACGGGGAAUGGAUUUGAGUACGAAUUAGCAAGCAAGCACAUCAAUGGUCAAAGGUUCGCCACUUGGGACCACCCCGACCCCUCGGGAUGUGCUGUAAGUGGUGGGGCAGGGUGGUGGUAUGGGACAGACUGCCCUCUUACAAAUCUCCACAAGAAGUUCGAUACCAGUGCAUCGGCGUCGAACGUGGCACAAUGGAUAGAUGACUUGGACCUUCUGGAAAAGGUAUCUUUUGUGAAAACAGAGGUUAAGGUGCUUUGGUAGCAGACCGUAUGAGGUUCUAAAGCUGUCAUUCAAAUAAGACACUGGUCAUGUUCCGAAUACUUGGGAACACUUGGUACACUGCCCUUCUACAACACACUAUGGUCUUCACAUAUUGAUGGUACAUGUAUGUCUGUGUGACUCAUACACAGUGAGACAAAGGUCGGUCUGUACUUAUUGUUAUCUGGGAAUCUGGAUGGUUUGGACAGGACCUGAAAUAAUUGUUAAUUCAAUUAUCGCUCAUUCGAGUUCUUUUCAUGAAAAACGUAGGCGAUCAAUCUUGGUAUUACAAUUCAGUUUCUAUCUUAUUGCUUCUAGGUUCAACCGUUUGGUAAUAAUAUUCAUUUCAACAUUAGUCAUGGACAAAUAUUGUUUUCUUGUUUUUGUUUCUGUGUAUAUCUAUCACAUGUAUACAUCUGUAUUAGAUGUACGGACAGCGCCAACAUGCAUGUACAUACAAUUAAGCGCGUGUGAAUGUAAUUUAGUGAUGUUUAUGUAAGAAUGUCAUUCGCUGUAAAUAAUUAACUCGUGGUGUAUAUUUCUGUAGACUGUCGAACCCAAUAUCUGAUCCUGAACCUGUGAGACAUAAAAUAAAAGUGUUGAUCUCA
This is a messenger RNA of Haliotis rubra (blacklip abalone), 1868 nucleotides long. Its product is annotated as fibrinogen-like protein 1. The record is from RefSeq and is a predicted model, not a curated record. The transcript is spliced from 3 exons. NCBI's taxonomy places the organism in Eukaryota, Metazoa, Mollusca, Gastropoda, Lepetellida, Haliotidae. The coding region runs from base 160 to 1263 and encodes 367 amino acids.